This is a messenger RNA of Saccostrea cuccullata (small rock oyster), 998 nucleotides long. Its product is annotated as growth hormone secretagogue receptor type 1-like. NCBI's taxonomy places the organism in Eukaryota, Metazoa, Mollusca, Bivalvia, Ostreida, Ostreidae. The transcript has a single exon. Gene Ontology annotation, biological process: G protein-coupled receptor signaling pathway. Gene Ontology annotation, cellular component: plasma membrane. The record is from RefSeq and is a predicted model, not a curated record. Gene Ontology annotation, molecular function: G protein-coupled receptor activity. The coding region runs from base 4 to 990 and encodes 328 amino acids.
AUUAUGAACACUACAAUACUGUCUUCUGGAACUAUCAACACUACCAUGUUAACUUCUGAGACUUCAUCUAUAACAAUCUUCGAUUACAUCAAUUACGUUUUCCUGCCUGUAUCUGUGUUACUUGGCGUUGUUGGAAACUCACUGACUGUCCUUGUAAUGCGCACAGACCGUUUUUCCGGUUCCCCAUUUUCAUGCCUGCUAAUUGUCCUAGCUCUGUCCGAUUUGGUUGCUCUCCUCUCUCAACCCUUUAACAAGGCUUUUUUCAUUGAGUUGAUUGGACAGGAUAUCAGGGCUAUACAUGAUAUAACUUGUAAACUGUACAUUGUGAUUCGACGUACCUCCAAGAUGAUGUCAUCAUGGAUGGUUGUCGGCCUUUGUUUAGAGCGGUUUAUUGCUGUCUGGUUUCCAAUGAAAGCCAAGUAUUUAAUUUCUAAACGACUGGUAUUGACCUUUAUCAUUUCAAUCUUGGUGAUCAUCGUUUCGUUUAAUGGUGCAUGGAGCUAUGCAUCUCGGGUUCUUGAUGGACAGUGCAAUCCAGAUGUGUACGAUCACUCCGAUUCAAAUGAAAGGUUAAAGUUCGGACUGAUGCUUCAGAUGGGAACCGCUAUUUACUCUAUGGUACCGAUAGUUAUCCUAAUUUUCCUGACUACACUCAUCGUUGUGAAGUUAUUUAAACAUCAGAGAUGGCGACGGAGCUUAAAUUCACGACCUUCCAGCGACAACGAAGGCCGAAUCACAGCCAUGCUGAUAUGUAUCGUCAUCGCCUACGUCAUACUGAUUUUACCUAUCACUAUAAUACACAAUGUGGCGUAUCAGAAACAUGUGCAUGCGUACUCAGAGAAAUCCUAUAAAUUUAGCUCCUUCAAGGAAGUCGCACAAUGGAUGGAACAACUUAAUUACUGCCUUAAUUUCUUUUUGUACGUAAUGACUUCAAAGCAGUUUAGACAACUGUUAUGUAACAUUGUAUUCAAGAAUUCUAGAGUACAAUAAGAUGGAUA